This is a messenger RNA of Punica granatum (pomegranate), 1366 nucleotides long. The record is from RefSeq and is a predicted model, not a curated record. NCBI's taxonomy places the organism in Eukaryota, Viridiplantae, Streptophyta, Magnoliopsida, Myrtales, Lythraceae.
GUGACGGUAAAACGGAAGCAGCGAAAGACGAAGCCCCAUUGCCGCCGCCAGGUGAAGCCAACCGUCGCCUAUUCUAAGUUUGAUCCGCCUCUCCUCUUCUCAGCUUAAGCUUCCCUUGACGGUCGACCAAUUCGAUCAACUCUGCCAACUCUCUCCCUCUCUUCCUCCUCUCUUCCUCUCAUUCUCGGCAGAUCUCUGAUCUGCGACCCAGCUUCGUUUUGCGUCAGUUCUCAGACCCACAUGGGCGCGAACCCGUAAAUCCGCAAAUCACCAUUGGAAGCCAUCUGAAUCGGCCGAGGAAAUUCCCGAGAGAAUAAGCAGAGUCUGCAAAAGUCGGAAACUCGAUUAACGUCGAAUGGGACCUCAAAUGGGACUUUGAGAGCUACCGCUUUAUGUGAAAAAGAGGAUCAUAGCAUGGUUGGAUUCAUUUGUGAAUGCAGAAGAAUCAGUUAAAGACGAGAAGACUGUUCAAAGAGAGUCUAACUAGAGAAAAGUGGGGGAAGAUUGAGCGUGAGUUGGAUAGUGAUGGAGGGGCCUCCAGAGAAUGACUGUUGCUCAGUGUGCCAUGGACCCUUUCAAGUUCCUUGUCAAGCCAAUUGCUCUCACUGGUUCUGCGGGAAUUGUAUAAUGCUGGUGUGGGACCAUGGAUCAGCUCUUCAGCCAUGCAAGUGCCCUUUAUGUCGGAGAGAGAUAACAUUGCUGGUGCCAGGGGAGGCUUCUCUGAGGCAACGUCAAGACCCUAGUAUAUCUACUAUCCUGCGGAAGGUUGAAACUUACAAUCGCCGCUUUGGUGGUCGUGACAAUGGCCUCAUCCAGAGAAUGCAAGAUCUUCCCUUUUUCCUAAGAAGAUUGUUGCGGGAGCUGAUGGAUCCUCAAAGAUCUCUUCCACUUUUCAUUAGGGCGCGUGUCUAUCUUGCAAUGAUUCUCAGUGCCAUCUACAUAUUAAGCCCUGUCGACUUCAUCCCUGAAGCAAUACUGGGGAUUAUUGGGUACUUGGAUGAUCUGAUCAUACUCCUUGUCUGCGUCCUCCAUGUUGCUGCUCUUUAUCGGUCUGUACUGUACUUCCGUCAUGGAGGCUCUUAGAUCCAUUCCAUCACAGCCAACAGCAGCUGCAGCAGUGUUUCACUCAGAACAAAGAUGCAAUCCCUCACGUGAAGUCCAUGCAUCUUUCAAACAAGAUCGACGUCGGUGCUUGAUUAGGUGUGAAGGCUAUAGAAGGUUUUCCUUGAUGCCUUUUUCUUUUUCACUUUUUAAUGAAAAAAUUCCCACCAGUUGGGUAGUUACUGCAGAUCAAAAUCUUGAGAUGCAAUCUGUCACACGCGGAUUAUACAAAGACGGAUCAAUCAGAUAAGAUUCUAAUGAUAUA